UCUUUGUUUCUGAAAACACUUCUUCUGUUUUCCCCCUCAGGUGCUUUUUAAUUUUUUGGCCUGUUGUCAGAUCUUGUUGUUGUGUUUAAUCUUGUUGUUAAAGAGGAGAAUUUAAGAGGGGGGAGUCAUUUAAGAUUGCGAGGAGUACUUUUUCUUGUAAGCUUUUAAUGGUUUUCUGAAACUCUUUUUGAGUCUCAAAUAAAACCGAAAGAGCUGAGCUAAACGGGUGGCAAUAUUUUCUGGAUUGUUGCUUUAAAAGAUCUAUAUAUUCAAGCAAAUGUUAUCACUGAAACAAGCAGAGGAAGACAUGGUCACCAGCUUUAACGAGAAUGAUCAACAUGAAGAGAAAGAUGAAGAAAUUAUGGAAGAUCACUCAAAGUUUGGCCUCAAAAGUUUUCUUUGGCAUGGCGGUUCUGUAUAUGAUGCCUGGUUUAGCUGUGCCUCAAACCAGGUUGCUCAGGUUUUGUUGACUCUUCCCUACUCUUUCUCUCAACUGGGAAUGCUAUCAGGCAUUAUAUUGCAGAUAUUUUACGGUAUUCUAGGAAGCUGGACGGCUUAUCUUAUCAGUGUUCUUUAUGUCGAGUACCGAAGCCGAAAGGAGAAAGAGAAUGUCAGCUUCAAGAACCACGUCAUACAGUGGUUUGAAGUGCUGGAUGGUCUUCUGGGUCCGUACUGGAAAGCUGCUGGAUUAGCCUUCAAUUGUACUUUUCUCCUCUUUGGAUCUGUCAUCCAGCUUAUAGCUUGUGCAAGUAAUAUAUACUACAUAAAUGACAACUUAGAUAAGAGGACAUGGACUUAUAUCUUUGGAGCUUGUUGUGCCACCACUGUGUUCAUCCCCUCAUUUCACAACUACAGAAUUUGGUCUUUUCUUGGCCUUGGUAUGACCACCUACACAGCCUGGUAUUUGACCAUUGCAGCCCUUGUUCAUGGCCAGACUGAUGGUGUAACUCACUCAGGCCCAUCUAAAUUGGUUUUGUAUUUCACAGGCGCCACCAAUAUACUUUACACUUUUGGUGGACAUGCCGUCACCGUAGAAAUUAUGCACGCUAUGUGGAAGCCUCAGAAAUUCAAGUACAUAUAUCUCCUUGCCACCCUUUAUGUGUUUACCCUAACCAUUCCAUCAGCUGCUGCUGUUUACUGGGCAUUUGGUGACCAGCUCCUCACCCAUUCCAAUGCAUUCUCACUGCUUCCACGCAGUGGAUGGCGUGAUGCUGCAGUUAUCCUGAUGCUAAUUCACCAGUUUAUAACAUUUGGGUUUGCGUGUACUCCAUUAUAUUUUGUGUGGGAGAAAGUGCUGGGAAUGCAUGACACAAAGAGCAUAUUUUUGAGGGCACUUGCCCGGUUACCUGUGGUGAUACCUAUAUGGUUCUUGGCCAUUAUAUUUCCUUUCUUUGGUCCUAUUAACUCUGCUGUGGGGGCUCUUUUGGUCAGCUUCACCGUCUACAUCAUUCCUGCUUUAGCCCAUAUGCUCACUUACAGAUCAGCCUCUGCUCGAAAGAAUGCAGAAGAGAAGCUUCCCUUCUUCCUCCCAAGUUGGACAGCCGUGUAUGUGGUGAACGCAUUUGUGGUCGUAUGGGUAUUUGUCGUUGGCUUCGGAUUAGGCGGGUGGGCUAGCAUGACCAAUUUCAUCAAACAAGUCGACACAUUUGGACUUUUUGCCAAGUGCUAUCAGUGCCCGCCCCCAACGCCUGCAACAACACAUCACUGAGUAUGGUUCUAAACUUUGUUGAACCUGAAAUCUUCCCAAAUUUCCACCACAGCAUUCUUACAUUCUCUCUUGUAUAUAAACAGGGAAGCUUCACCAUCUCCCCGUAUAUGUAGGUUGCUGUAUUUUGCCCUCUUUUGUUCUUUGGUUCAACAUUUAUAUAAAAAUUACUAGAUGAUUUUGAAUGGUGAA
Molecule: messenger RNA, 1897 nt
Organism: Pistacia vera
Lineage: Eukaryota; Viridiplantae; Streptophyta; Magnoliopsida; Sapindales; Anacardiaceae
Product: auxin transporter-like protein 2
Exons: 9
Coding region: 278-1708 (476 amino acids)
Cellular component (GO): plasma membrane
Source: RefSeq, a predicted model, not a curated record